AUGGGUUCUACCCAAGAGGUCAACAUGGGGGAGGCAGAUUCAUUUAUUUCUCUGACAGAUUUGUUCAUUCUGUCACUGGCCGGUGGUUUCGCUGUCUACUGGUUCAUUUUCAGAAACAGGAAGCAAGACACACCCACCUUUAAAAAGCUGACAGUUGCACCAGUGUUGGAGAGGUCAGAAUCCAGUGAUGCCACUUUCAUUACCAAAAUGAAGAAUACAAAUCGAAAUGUUGUGGUGUUCUAUGGGUCACAGACUGGGACUGCGGAGGAGUUUGCCACUCGCUUGGCUAAGGAUGCCUCCAGAUAUGGGAUGAAGGGCCUGGUGGCGGACCCAGAGGAGUGUGAUAUGGAAGACCUGGCCAAGCUGACUGACAUCAGCAACAGCCUGGCAAUCUUUUGUAUGGCCACGUAUGGGGAGGGAGACCCCACAGAUAAUGCCCAGGAAUUCCACGAGUUCCUGACAAACGGGAGUGUAGACCUUACUGGGAUCAAAUAUGCUGUGUUUGGGUUGGGAAAUAAAACCUACGAGCAUUACAACUCCAUGGGCCUCUUUGUGGACAAGCGACUUGAAGAGCUGGGGGCAGAGAGGGUCUUUGAGCUGGGCCUAGGGGAUGAUGAUGCUAACAUUGAGGAAGACUUUGUGAGCUGGAAGGAGAAGUUUUGGCCCGCUGUGUGUUCAUAUUUUGGUGUGGAAGCUACAGGAGAGAAUGUCAACACCCGGCAGUAUGCCUUGACUCUUAUCCCUGAAGAUUUCCCUAAGGAAAAGAUAUUUACUGGGGAGGUUGCACGAGUCGGCUCACUGCUCAACCAGAAACCGCCCUACGAUGUGAAGAACCCAUACCUGGCCCCGAUUUUAGUGAACCGAGAGCUGCACAAGGGAGGCGAUCGCUCAUGUAUGCAUAUAGAAUUGGACAUCACAGACUCUAAGAUCAGAUACGAGACAGGGGACCAUGUGGCCAUAUAUCCGGUCAAUGACUCUGAGAUUGUGGAGAAACUCGGCCAGAGGCUAGGUGCAGAUCUGGACACAUUGUUUAUGCUAACCAACAUUGAUGAGGAUGCCAGCAAAAAGCACCCAUUCCCAUGCCCUUGCACGUACAGAACGGCCCUGACACACUACAUUGACAUAACCCACCCUCCACGUACUCACGUACUGGGGGAGCUGGCGGAGUACACUGACAGCACAGAGGACAAGGAGUUCCUGCUGAAGAUGACUCAUGCAACAGAGGAAGGAAAGAAACUCUAUCAGGACUGGAUUCACAAUGAUCACAGAAACAUCCUAGCUGUGCUGGAGGACAUACCCUCUCUGAAGCCGCCCAUUGAUCACCUGUGUGAACUGUUGCCCCGACUACAGCCCAGGUUCUACUCCAUCUCCUCCUCCCCAAAGAUCCACCCCACCAGUAUCCACGUCACAGCCAUCCUGGUCAAGUACACCACACCUACCCAGCGGGUCUACAAGGGGGUUUGCACCAACUGGCUGGCAACUAUGAAGCCUGGUGCAGCUGGCGAACCUUUGCCCCGAGUGCCCAUUUAUGUCCGCAAGUCUCAGUUCCGUCUGCCAUACAAGCCGUCAACUCCUGUCAUUAUGAUUGGGCCUGGUACUGGAUUAGCUCCCUUCAGGGGUUUCAUACAAGAGAGGAGUUACUUUAAAGAAGAAGGUAAGCCUGUGGGAGACACAAUCCUCUACUUUGGCUGCCGCAACAAGUCAGUGGACUUUAUCUAUGAGGAAGAGUUAACCAAGUAUGUGGACACUGGGCUGCUGACCCUGCACGCAGCUUUCUCCCGAGACCAGGAACACAAAGUCUACGUCCAGCACCUGAUUGACCAGAAUCACGAUGAAAUCUGGAAUGUUCUCAACAACAGUGGCCACCUGUACAUUUGUGGCGACGCCAAGAACAUGGCCAGGGACGUGCAUGCCAUGCUGGUGAAGAUCCUCACAUCCAAGGGAAACAUGACCACCACCGAAGCCGAGGAUUACAUCAAGAAACUACAGUCAAAGGGCCGCUACUCUGCUGAUGUCUGGAGCUAA
Candidula unifasciata is the source of this 2025-nucleotide messenger RNA. Lineage: Eukaryota; Metazoa; Mollusca; Gastropoda; Stylommatophora; Geomitridae. The record is from the annotation of a GenBank genome assembly.